Hermetia illucens (black soldier fly) is the source of this 1164-nucleotide messenger RNA. RefSeq names its product endonuclease G, mitochondrial (gene EndoG). Gene Ontology annotation, biological process: apoptotic DNA fragmentation. Gene Ontology annotation, molecular function: single-stranded DNA endonuclease activity; RNA endonuclease activity; nucleic acid binding. The record is from RefSeq and is a predicted model, not a curated record. The transcript is spliced from 2 exons. The coding region runs from base 104 to 1078 and encodes 324 amino acids. Lineage: Eukaryota; Metazoa; Arthropoda; Insecta; Diptera; Stratiomyidae. Gene Ontology annotation, cellular component: mitochondrial inner membrane; nucleus.
GACGAUUUUCCACCCGGCAGCAGACUGUCAUUUCGUAAUGGGAUGGUGUCCGAUAAGUCCUAGUCUCAUCAAAUAAACCUUAAUCAAAUUGGUUAACUAUACAAUGACCGCGAAAACAUUUUUAAAAUCUCUUCAAGUCGCUGCAAUUGCAGGUGUGUCAUACUACGCGGGAACUGUCAUUGAAAGAAAACAAAUUCUGCAAGAGAUCCACCAUAAUGACAAGACAGGGUCAUUGCACGGAAUCAGUGAAAAGCUUACAGCAAAGCCAUGCUUGCCAAUCUUCGGAACUAUAUCAGCUGCAACACUAGUUCCCGCCGACAACACAUCCCAGCCCGCGCUAGAGUACCGGAAACUAAGUCGAAUUUCCGAAAUUAUGAAAUACGGAUACCCUGGAAUGGAUCAAAUCCUCUCAUAUUCCGACUUUGUCGUCUCUUACGACCGGCGGAACCGCGUCCCACACUGGGUCUUCGAGCAUAUCACACCGGAAAGUGUUCGCAGCAACAACAAUGUCGAUCGUUCGAAAUGCAACUUCACCCCCGAUCCCAACGUCCAUCCAUUCUUCAGAGCUGAUAACUCGGACUAUAAACGUUCAGGCUUUGACCGCGGUCAUAUGGCUGCCGCUGGGAAUCACCGAAUUGAACAGAAACAUUGCGACGAAACAUUCUAUCUGAGCAACAUGGCUCCACAGGUGGGCGAAGGAUUCAACCGGGACUCUUGGAAUCGACUGGAGCGUUACGUAAGAAAGCUGACCAAGGAUCAUCCAAAUGUUUAUAUUUGCACGGGACCACUCUACCUGCCGCGCAAAGAGGAUGACGGCAAAAUGUAUAUAAAGUACCAGGUGCUUGGCGCUAAUACGGUGGCUGUCCCCACGCAUUUUUUCAAAGUUAUUGUGGCUGAGACGCCAGAUAAGCAGCUCAAGAUGGAAGCGUAUGUGAUGCCCAACCAAAAAAUUGCCGAUGAAACGCCACUGCAGGUGUUCCAGGUCCGCCCUGAGGUCAUAGAAAGGGCUGCAGGACUGUUAUUUUUUACAAAUAUCCAAAGGACUAAACUGGCGUCGAUUAAUGGAAAGAAAGUGUAGCACAAACAAAUUUAGAUAAGGGAAUAGUGCAAUUGUAUUAUAUUUAUUGAAUUUGUUUAUUUUGAAUAAACCUUUUAACAAUUUUA